This is a messenger RNA of Candida dubliniensis CD36, 1326 nucleotides long. RefSeq lists its product as uncharacterized. Gene Ontology annotation, cellular component: mitochondrion. The coding region runs from base 1 to 1326 and encodes 441 amino acids. Lineage: Eukaryota; Fungi; Ascomycota; Pichiomycetes; Serinales; Debaryomycetaceae. The transcript has a single exon. The record is from RefSeq and is a predicted model, not a curated record.
AUGAAGUCCCCAAAUGGAUUCUUGCCGUCCAAAUGGACUAGAUUACUUGUUACAAAUAGACGUAUUUCCCAAAACUAUGCAUGUAUUCGUUGGAAUCACCUGAGUGUAGAUUCUCAGCAAGCAAGACAACAAGUAUCUACAACUCCCAAGAUGCCUGAAGAAAUAGAUGCUACAGAAAAAUCGUUUGGGGGACUUGCAUACGAUCUUAGUCAGCUUCUUGAUGAAGAUACUUUAGUGGGGAAACAAAAAGAUCAAAACCAAAGCUCGGAACAACUUCCAAUUGGAAGUAUGAUGGAGUCAUCGAGUGAUUCCGAGCCAAUGGAUUUUCAACAACUAAGCAACUUUAUCAAAGAAGCUUACGAAAAGAACCCAAAUUACAAAGAAAUAGAGAGGAUGAGUCCUAUCAGUAAAAGAAGUCAAGUGGAUUAUUUUGAGGCUUUAUUUUCAAAGUAUGGUGGUACACUGGAUCGUGGCAGAAAGACGAAAACACAAUCAUCUGUUUCUGAUUCGGAACAGGAUAGAAUUUCGUCACUAAAGGAACAACUUAGGGGCGAGCUAACUUCCAGAUGCACUGUUGCGUUAUCGCCAACUAUAUCCCAUUUCAAGACAUAUAAGUCGUCUGAUGAAUUAUUUCAAACUGCUCAAACAAUCCUAAACAAUUUUGCAGAAAAGGUGCAAAGUGUGGGCAAGAAAACUAGAAAAUCAAACACAAAUGACACAGAUUCAGUGAAGCUAGCACAAAUGAGGCAAGAAAUAUUUGUGCAGCAUUUGUUUCGGCCAACAGACAACAACCGUUGGCUGGACGUACACGAAGAGUACGUUAAUAAUGUCGAAGUGCAAUCAAGAUUAUCACCUGAAAACCCCAUUUGCGAUGUAAUAACAUUACCCAUUAUAUUCAACGAGAUAAUAGAUUGUUUGGCUUUCAAGUUCAACCAAGGACAGUUGGCGAUGUCAUUAUUUGAUUUGAUCGAGAAAGAUUUCACUUUUCAUACAAUUGCUGUCAACCAACAAACUUAUAAUUUGAUAUUACGUCUUGUUUGGGUAUAUUAUGGAAACACCAAUUUGAACCAAUUUCACAAAAGAUAUCACAGAAUGAAUUCAUUAGGGUUCACAGGGGAUGUUAAAACCCUAAACAUUUUGAAAACUGUGUACAACGAGUAUGAUAGAUUGAAGAAUGGAAAACUGAUCUUUAAUAAUAGCAAUAACGCAAUUUAUACUCCAGAAGACAACAUGAGAAUGGAGUAUUUUGAAAAGGAAUACAACCGAUUAAAAGACAGACUUGAACACGGUGUACAGCACAAGAGUUUUAUGUUAAACAAUUAUUAA